CUGACCUCUGAGCAAGAGGCAAUUCCAGUCAUUCAACAAUCAAACAGAGCAGCCUGGACGUCAAUCAUAGUGAAAUCCUGGUGCAUAGGUUUUGGGCUGUAGUUGGAGACUCUGUUCAUUGCAUUCCACCUCAGGCUUGUGCUAGCAAGGCGCUGCAGCACCUAGCCAACCAGAUAAUUUGGAUAGAAUGGUAACGCCUAUCACUCUGUCUUGUCAUGCAGCCCUUGGACUCUGAUCACUGCAUGAUCCAUCUCAUCCCGACCUACAGGCUGAAACUUAAAGCUGUGAAGCCUGUGGUUAAAGCAGUGAAGAGAUGAACCAAGGAGGCAAGGUCACAGCUACAGGCCAGCUUUGACUGCACAGACUGGAGUGUUUUUGAAGCUGCUGAACAAACCUGAAUCCACUCACCAACACUGUGACAUCAUACACCAGCAUGACCUUCUGCAUAUACAACAACAAGCCCUGAUUCAAAGUAAAACUCAGGGCCAGAAACACAAUGACAAUGGAGAUCAGGGUAGCAAAGAGAAGCUACUCUGAAAAGCUGAAAAACCAGAUUUCAGCCAAUGACCCUGCCACUGUGAGAAGCCUACAGAACAUCUCCAGUUACAGGAACCCCACCCACCUAACCUCAGACACACCAACAGCAGCUGCUUCCUCUACAACCAUCUCCAUCAUUCCCAGGCCCCCCACCCCUGACGAUCUGUGAAAAAGAUGUACGAGGCCUUUUUCAAAAACAAAAACGUCAGAAAUUGAUGAAUGUCUGACAUCACCCCGUUGUCUAAUUUCCAGUUAGUCGCCUAUAAAAAGCAGUUAAUGCAGCUUCCAUGUCAUUUGGGAUAGAUGAAAAAGAUUCCUAUGUUAACAACUUGCAAGCAUUUAUUUUCAAAAUGACAGAUGUAUGUUUGCAGAGUUGGCUGAGUGAAGAUUACAAUACAGUGAAAAUACUAGACAAUUGCACCAUUGAAUUUGGGUUUAAUUACACUAAUAAUCUUUGGCUGAUGUGAGGCACUUAUGCUCACACUUGUGAACAUAAAUAUUCCCAUAGGAAUCACAAUGAGAAGACUCCUGGUGUCAGGCAUGUCGGUAUCUUUAAUCAUACAUUCAGAUUAUCCAGAUUCCCUGAUGGGGAGGUGACAGAAAUAAAAAUGCUUUUACAAAGGGAGUGUUUUUGGUUUCAUCAUCUGGGCACUUUAAUGCUCUCUGGUUUGAAUGCAGCAUUCACCUUGUCCUGUUUAAUACAGUAUAUGUGAUUUGUAUGCCGACUCAGUAAUUAGUUUUUUGGUGGGCUCUUGAUAUAAGGUAGAUGUUGUGAUUUAUGAGUUCCCUUUAUUGGCUACCUUGUUGGGCUUCAUUAUGCCAUGUUAUGCAGUGUAUGACUAGACAUGUAUUGUUUAUUAAAAAAUUAAUUCAUUGUAUUGUUUAUUGUUAAAAUUAAUUGCUAAUGGUCUUUUAUUUUAUAUUGUGUCAGACAGAUCACAGAUACAGGCUACUGUCAUAGGAGUCCAUAAACUGUCUUUUGUUCAUUGUCUUUGGUUAAACUUAUAUAUGCAAUUCAGAUAUACAGAUUUUACUCCCGCAAUGCUGUGUGUGUCAGUGCUUUUCUGAAGUGCUCUACCUUUUGUCAUUUCCAAGGUUUGCCCCAGUUUAGAUUGUAAUAAGUUAAUCUCAGUUGGCUGGUGUGCUGUCAACAGAAGGUGCUAUGGAGAUAGUUACCCUGACAAUGUGGGCAUUGCAAUGAAACGACAAGGGGGACAUGAAGCCAGUGCCAAAAGACAACCAGACCAAUGUGAGAAAACAAAGGGAAAUGAAGAGGAGGAUGAAAUGAAAAGAGUUUGUCCUUUAACACAGAACAUGCAGUGUGAGUUGGAUCUGCUCUGCUGGGGUAGCGGGGCACUUGGCCAGACUGGACAUGGCAGGCCAGGGGACAUCGGUCCAGAUGAGGCCCAUCUGAGAGACUUCACAGUGGCUAGGUUGGGCAGGGUGAAGCUGCUGGCUUGUGGAUCUAGCCACUCCAUUGUGGUAACAGUGGACAACAGGAUCUUUGCAUGGGGAAAUGGCACCAGUGGACAACUGGGUGAUGGAGAGCGGCAGGUAAAACCCCAGCCAGUUGAGGUUAAGCUGCCACAGGAACUGAACAUUCAAGGAAGUGAAGCAGACGUGAGUGUCGUCAAUGUCGUGGGUGCGGCCUGUGGAAGCAGACACUCCUUCAUAUGGACUGACACUGGACAGGCCUACAGUUUUGGGAACAACUUUUACGCCCAGCUGGGCUACAACUUUCAGAGGGCUAACUUCAAGGAACACCAGAUAGAGCCCCCAAACCUGGCCCUCUCCCUUGUAUAG
Molecule: messenger RNA, 2340 nt
Organism: Monopterus albus (swamp eel)
Lineage: Eukaryota; Metazoa; Chordata; Actinopteri; Synbranchiformes; Synbranchidae
Product: serine/threonine-protein kinase Nek9-like
Exons: 6
Coding region: 1735-2340 (201 amino acids)
Cellular component (GO): cytoplasm
Molecular function (GO): guanyl-nucleotide exchange factor activity
Source: RefSeq, a predicted model, not a curated record